Messenger RNA from Cucumis melo (muskmelon), 1642 nucleotides. RefSeq lists its product as uncharacterized. Bases 486 to 1430 code for a protein of 314 amino acids. The record is from RefSeq and is a predicted model, not a curated record. The transcript is spliced from 10 exons. Lineage: Eukaryota; Viridiplantae; Streptophyta; Magnoliopsida; Cucurbitales; Cucurbitaceae.
AGAACAACACAACAAAAAUCACCUAAAAUAGAACUCAAACAAAGAAGAACGAGCCAAUUAAAGAUCGAGGGCAAAAUCGUAUGUAUUUUGAACUUUCCGAAAAUUUGGCUCAAACGCGCGCGGCAUACCUCAACGUAACAGAUUCGAUCCGCUUGGCUUCAGCAAUUUUCUUCUGUCAAAUCCACUCCCAGCGGCGUGUUCGAUUACAACAUGCGAAACAAUUUUUCAAUGUUUUUCCGAUUGGCAUUUUCGUUAUAAUUUCGAAACUUGUGGCACCCUAAAAAACUUGUGGUCAAAGUUUUCACCUUGACUAGUGGCUCCAUGGUUAAGCCCCUCCUCAUGUUUGUUUUGUUUCAGACCCUCCAGUCUGGGUCUGCGUCUAGUCUACAGCUUAAAACGAAAAUUCCCUGUUCUGUCCAAUAGUGGGUAAUCGACGACAUUUCUUCCCCAUCUCCUUGCUCGCAAAAAAGAAACGGCUUGUGAAGAUGGCAUUACAAGCUGCUGGGGUUUCAACGUCUAAGGUUCUCAUCCUCGUUGGAGCAGGGUUAACUGGUUCUGUUGUUUUAAGAAGUGGGCGAUUGUCUGAUCUGAUAUCGCAACUUCAGGAAUUACUGAAGGGUGUUACUGAUGAAGAACUUGCCCCUAGCCCUUACAAGUAUGAUACUGCUGUUCUUGCUGCACAGAUUCGACAACUGACACAAGAGAUCAGGGAGUUGACUUUAUCUGGUCCUGUAACCGUCUUUAAUGGGAACUCUUCUUCUUGCGGGAAUUAUGCUUCUUACUUGGUACCUGCUGCUGCUGUGGGAGCGAUGGGAUAUUGCUACAUGUGGUGGAAGGGAUUGUCAUUUUCUGACAUAAUGUUUGUGACAAAGCAAAACAUGGCAAAUGCUGUCUCCACCGUCUCUAAACAACUGGAUCACGUGCAUGAAGCACUGGCUUCAACAAGGAGGCAUCUGACAAAGAAGUUGGAGAACCUAGAUUGGAGGCUGGAUGAGGAGAUUGAAACAACAAAUCUCAUUGCUAAUAAUGUGGAGGAGGUUAAGUCUAACCUUUCUCAGAUUGGUUUUGAUGUUGAAACAAUCCAUCAAAUGGUCUCACAAUUGGAAGGGAAACUUGAGGAUCUUGAAAGGAAACAGAAUGUCACAAAUUCUGGUCUCUGGUAUCUAUGUCAAGCUGCAGAAGGCGUCAGAGGUCGUAUAAGCGAAAAACUCUUCCCAGAAGUUGAGGCAAAGAAGAUUGCAACAGUUAAAUACGAGGAGAAUCCCCUCAAGGGACUGCAGUUCAUUGCUGAUACUAAAGACUCCAUUGUGAAGAGAAAUAGCCUUGACGAAUUCAAUGGUGAAAAAGUUGUGGUAGGAAGAACAAGAGUGCACAGGUCAUAUCCUGUUGGGAUUGCUUUGGCACCAGGCAUUAUGGGCUGUGAUACGUAAUGUUUUCCUCCUUAAAAGUUAGUUUCAUUCUCGGUUUGCUAUUGAGUCCGUGAGAAGCAUUUCUGAUUUGCAUAUAAAGUAAUGCCUUAAUGGUAAGGUUUAUAGGUUUUACGAAAACACUUCCAUUUGUUGUGUAAAUUGUUUGAACAGAUUGAACGAAAAAUAUUGCAGAUCUCUUUCAAUCAAUGAUCUGAAAAUUUCCAGAUUCUCAA